Messenger RNA from Microplitis mediator, 5337 nucleotides. RefSeq names its product hypodermin-B-like. The record is from RefSeq and is a predicted model, not a curated record. Gene Ontology annotation, biological process: proteolysis. NCBI's taxonomy places the organism in Eukaryota, Metazoa, Arthropoda, Insecta, Hymenoptera, Braconidae. The coding region runs from base 4399 to 5247 and encodes 282 amino acids. Gene Ontology annotation, molecular function: serine-type endopeptidase activity. The transcript is spliced from 4 exons.
GCUCCAAGACAAUUUUUGUAUUAAAUUGAUAAUGCAUAAAAUUUCUUGGUGCAAAUUAAAAUUUUUUGCGGCAAGAAAUCCUUUUUUUCUGCGUAUUUUAUCAAUUUAAUAUUGAUAUUUAGGCAGUCACGUAGUGACUGUAGGUUGCUCAUUAAAUAUAAAUCUAAAAAGAAAUUAUUAUCAUUAAUAAAUUGAUAAUUGUAUUAAGAUAAAUACAUUGUAAAUUAAAAAACAGAAAUUUUGUAAGCAUAUACCCUGAAGUAGGGAAGAUAAGCGUACAUGUACGGUUAUUUAUGACAGUAUAUGUAUAAUCAAAUUAAGACGAGUCGAUUCCCUGAAGUGAAGGUUACCCGGGUUAUACUAUUACGUACAUAAUUAUUAACAAAUUAUGGUAUAGAAACAACGUAAAAAAUUGCAUUUCAUUGUUCUUGGCAUGAAAUUUUUAUUUUCUUUCCAAUAGACCCAUGAAUAUUUUAUUUAAAGGAUGCAGGAUUUUUAUAUGGAUGAAAAUAUUUAUUGUGCCAAUAGAUUGUCUGAAGACUUCGUCGACAGAAUUAUUUUAAAAAAUAUAUUGGUAUCAGUAAUAUAUGAGUUUGAUAAAAUUUUAUGAAGUAAGAAGUCAUUAAUAUAAGACUAAAUCUUGACAGUUAUUAAUAUUUAGUAUAUAUUUCUCAAUAUGAAGUUUAAAAAAUAACUCUUUAUAUAAAUUCAUAAUAUCAGUAAACCUGUACCAGAUAACUGACGUCAAUAUAAAAAGAUGCUCGGUAAAAGAAAAUAUUCAUAAGCUUUUUGAAAGAAACAGCGUGAAGAUGUUUAAGUCGGUAAUCGUUUUCGUUCUCUUCAUCAUUUCGACAGUUAUAAUUCCAAAACCUUCAAAAUGUAUACAGUACACUGAUCGACUUUACCAUACACAACAGCCAUCAAAUAGUGAUUAUAAUAAUAAUUACAAUAAUCAAUUGGCACCUUAUUUAGUUAGUAUAAGAUUAAAUAAUGUCCAUAUUUGCAGUGGUGUAAUAAUUACCGAGUGGGACAUUCUAACAUCAGCACAGUGUAUCUAUUAUCCUUCUGUUAUAAACGGAUCAACUUAUCAAAUGCUUUCAAUUUAUCUUGGAAGUACAAACCGUUAUAGUAAUGGCUCAAUAUAUUACAUUUCCUCUAUUAAAGUGAAGGAGUCAUUUUCAGCGCAACGUGGUCAACUGCCAAUAUUUGAUAUUGCAACAAUUCGUCUUUCGGAACGAAUUAUUUUUCAUGAGACUCGUAAUCAAGCUUGCAUAGGUGAAAGAAACACUAAAAAAUCUACGAUAAUUAAUCAGCAAGCGGUUGUCGGCGGGUGGAUUGAUAACAAAUUCGAGACAUUGAAUAAUUUACAGUUAACUAAUUGGACUAUCAUAUCGGAUGAAGAUUGUGAUAAUUAUUAUUCAUUUAUGGAUAAAGUGACAAAUGAUGCAAAGAUUUGUGCAGUCAAUAUGGAUAGAGAUGGUGAUGUGAAUAUGUGUCCUGGCGAUUUAGGAAAUCCUUUGAUUGUCGAUGGUAAACUUGUAGGUUAUAAAAUGUGGCGAAUGGGUUGUAAUUUUCCUGAAGCACCGGUUAUUUUUCGAUUUAUUCUUCAUACCGAGUAUUAUGAUUGGAUGAAAGAAAACAUUCACGGAAGUUUAUGCUAGUUUAGCUAUAAUAUCUAUUUGAAGAGUAGGGGAGGGGGGAGGGCAAAGUGGGCCCCGUAAGAGAAAUAAUUAUAAUAUAUCAUUAAUGUUUUUUACGCGUUGACUUCUUCGCCUUCUUGCCUGCGACAAGUAAAUUUGCGUGCGACAAGUUUUCACUCACUUCGUUCGUGCGCUCAACUUAGCUCUCGUGGGCAAUCGACAACUUACCGCACUAGUUGCACGAUAUAGGGGAGGGUGGGGCAGAGCGGCCCCCCUGAAAUUUUGAUCAAAAAAAAAAUUUUUUUUUUUUCGACUAAUUACUUUAAAUACGAUAUGUUUGCGCAUUUUUACCCCUACGCGUGACAUUUUGGGCAAAAUGGACAAGCCCAAAAUUUUGAAAAAGUGAUUUUUUCAUAUUUUUAUCGUCAAAUAAAAAACAAUUAUUAUAAAUCACAUUUCUAGCCCUACGCAUAACACCUGGGGCAAAAUGGACCAGCCGAAACUUCCGAAAAAAUUAUUUUUUCAUAUUUUUCGGCCGUUUCUCUAUGUAAGAGGCAAAUUUGGUCACUAAAAAUUUAUAAUGAUUAAAUUUUUUUUUUUAGUUGAUAAAUUUUUGAAAUAAAGUAAAAUUAUAGAACUGAUUUUUUUUUUAUUAAAUAACAAUUAGUAAUUAAGGUAAUCGAGAGUGAACGAUUUUUUACGCUUUAAAAAAUUUUUUUCGAGCAAUAUAAAACCAAAAAUAGUUGUCAAGAGAAAGAAAUACAUUCUUAAUGAUGAAAACAAUUUAAAAAAAAAAAAAAACGAAAAAAAAAAAUUUGUUUAUCACUUUUUGAAGGGGGGCCGCUCUGCCCCACAAAAAAAAAAAAAAAUUUUUCAGAAUUUUGGCAAAAUGUCCAUAAAUUUGUUCGAAAUAGGACAAAAGUAAAGCUAUCUUAUGGUUGAAAGCCACAAAAAAUAAUAAUUGGCUUAGGGGGGCCGCUCUGCCCCACCCUUCCCUACUAUUAACUUUCUUAAUAAAUUAUAUUUAAUAAACAGUUUUGGUGGUCUAUUUUAGCCUUCAUUAUAGAAGAAAUUUCGAUAAGCUUAUUAUCCGUCCGAAUUUAUUGACGUAUAGAAAAAUUUGAGGGGCCCACUUUGCCCCCAAAUUUUUUUGAAGUUUCAAAAAUUUCAAGGGACCCACUUUGCCCCCUCCCCUCCCUUCUUUCCCUAUCAAUAAAAAAAGAAGUUUUUAUUGUCAAGAAAGAAAUUUCAUUCAAUUUUAUAUUAUAAUUUUGAUGUUAAGUACGAUGUGCCGAAUAAAUUUUUGCAACUAAUUAAUUUUUGUACAUUUUGUUUCUUAUUAAAAUUAAAACAACUUUAAUCUACUAUCAUCAUUCUAAAACCAAGUGUGUUAUAAAUGUAUUAUUUCAACACACAUUAAAUUUAUUCCAUGUUUAAGGCCAUAAGCAAAACUAUUGUUUAUUGUAGUCACUUAAGACAUCGCGUCCCUAAUGCCAAAAAGGCAUAUAUGCUGUAUAUAGAUCUACCAUAAAGCUAAAAAGGCAUAUAAUUUUUUUUUUUUUUGCUCAAUCGUUUAGAAAUGAUUUGAAAUGAAUAUUUUGAUAAUAAAAAAAAUUAAAACCGAAAAGGCCUAAAAAUAUACAUAAGCCUUUUUGCUUUUAGGCACAAUGAUCAUUAAUGCCAAAAAGGCAUAUAAAAAAAAAAGAAUAUUACCAUGAAGUUAAACCCGUGAAUUCAAAUUUAAAUAUACUAAGGGCACAAAUUAAAGUAAAAAAAAAUUUCGAAAUGUUUCAGUGAGUUUUGAGUAACUGUAUUUAUGUGAAUAAUGGUCGUAUCGUGAAUUAAAAAAAAAAAACAAAAUAUUUUGAAGCUCGACGAUUCUAAUUUUCAGAUUUUUCGGUGAAAACUUUUUAUGAGCCGCUUAUUGCUUUAGAAUCACGAAAUAGAUCAAAAAAAAAAAUUUUUAAUAUUAAUGCAAAAAUGGCCUAUAACAGCAAGCAUAUGCCUUUUUGGCAUUAAUUUCAUUUUUCAUUUUAAUUUUUGUUAAUAAAUAUUUAAUUGAACCAAUUCGUUGAUUUCAUUGAUUUUUUAUUUAUACGCCUUUUUGGCAUUAGCUAAAAAAUUAAAAAUAAAAUUAAUGCCAAAAAGGCACAUGCUCGCUAUUAUAGGCCAUUUUGGCGUUAAAAUUUUAAUUUUUGUUUUUUGAUCAAUUUCGUCACUCUGAAGCGAUAGGUGAAUUAAAAAAAAAAAAUGAUAUGCCUUUUUGGUAUUAGGGACGCGACAUGUUUCAUUGUGUGUUAAAUAUCUAUAGAUUGCUUAUGGCGUCUCAAUGUGAUUUGACAAGCCUGUUAAUACCGACUACACAUAUCUAAGUCAGUCAAAUUUUUUGAAAAUUCAUCACUUUCAUUAUAACAAAUAUUUUUAUAAUUUCAAUGAUUUUAUUUUUGGCUUUAUCUAUACUCCGUAAAAAAAAAAAAAACUAAUCAAUUUGAAGUUCUGGGAGUCCCUGGAUCGUUAACUAGUUAAUAAAAUUUUAAUUAAAAAUAUUUUUAACGUGAGUACAUCACCUUAAUGAUUCUUUGUUCGUUCGAUUUAAAAAAUAUCAUUAAAAAACAAUAAAGCUUAUUUUUUUAAAACGCACUAAUGUAUUUUUAUAUUAAUUUUUGUCAUCCAUAUAUCAUAUAAACGCUAUAUAUAAGAUAAUGUAUAACAAUAUUUCUGUACAUUGAUCAGUAAAUUUCAUUAGUAAAUCAUCACGAUGGAGUUACAAGCUGUGUCAAUUUUGUUACUUGCAAUAGCAACUGCUGUGUCAUCAAAAAAUCUAAAUUUCAUACCAAAUACAAUUGAAAGAAACUUAUUGACUAUCGAAGAAGCGCCUUGGCAAGUCAGUAUUCAAACCCACGGUGUCCAUUUCUGCGGCGGAGCAAUUCUGAAUGAAGAGUGGAUCAUUACAUCAGCACAAUGUAUUAUCGACAACACAGUUUCUACAUCAGUAAAAAUACACGCGGGCAGUUCAAAUCGUUAUUACAAUGGUUCUACUCACUCAAUAAACAGGCAAAUAAGACACGGAUCCUUUAAAUUUAAUGAAUGUAAAAUUCCAAUUUAUGAUAUCGGAUUAAUAAAAUUACAAGAUAAAUUAAUUUUUGACGAAACACGUCAGCCGAUUAAAUUGAGCCGCGGUAAUUUAAUACCAGAUAAGAAACGAGUUGAAGUAACGGCUUGGAAUGAUUAUUUUAACGACGAUAGGUUUUCAGUUUAUAUUGAGAAAAAUGAUUGGGAAAUUAUUUCUGAAACUGACUGUGGAAGUUAUUAUUAUUUUUUGAACAAAAUUCCUCCUGGUGUCAUGUGUGGGGUUAAUACUAAUAAUCUUGUAAAUAAUCCUUGCAUUGUUAAUGAAGUUGGUGACCCCAUGAUUGUUAAUGGCUAUUUAGUUGGUAUAAAAUCUUGGAAACCAGAUUGUUACAUUUUCCCUGACGCGCCAGCGCUAUAUACAAAUAUUACUUCUCAUUUAGAUUGGAUUAAAAGUACCACUGGAAUAAUACCAAUGGAAAAAAAAUUACUGCCAAAGCAAACUGAAGAUGACUACUAUCAGGUCAUAAGAUUUUGACCCUAAAUUUGAAAUAUGAAUAAUUUGCGUUCAAAAAAUCGCAUUAGAAUGUGACAUAUAAAUAUAGUUCAAUAAAUUGAAGUUUCCCUG